CGGAGGAGCAGCCGUGUUCUAGAGGUGAGGCUAAUGAACGCCAUUGUGGAGGACCAAUAGGAUGGAAAAGUCGCGUCUCCGAGUCGCCAGUGGCAGUCUCCUGUUUUCUGCUGACUCCAUCAUUCCCUCUCCUGAGGCGAGGCAAUGGAGAACGGCCAACCAAACCAUGGCGCGCCGACCAGCAACUCAGCAGUUUCCGUCAACACCAACGUUCCGCCCUUCCUAGACGAGCGCCGCUACAACUACGCCAUCGCACACAUCCAGCGAGCUCGUCAACAGCUCGACCGGUACGAAAGUACCAUCAACAAUUCCCAUCAACGCUAUUUGGAGGAGACCAUUGAUCAAGGCCGGAGAGCACAGCAAAUGCUACAGAUCAUGUACGCAACUCAAGCUCAUGGCCAAGCUCCAGGCCAAGCCCAGGUUCAAGCUCAAAUUCAAGCGCAAGCGCAAGCUCAAGUUCGAGCUCAAGCUCAAGCUCAAUCUGGGUCAAACGCUCAAUCAAUCCAAGCACCUCCGAGAGUGGCUUCAGUGCACCCUGGCUGGUUUCCUCCACCAAACUCAGCGGCUGUUGCUGUUGAUCCUCGUGGUAACCAGGUCCCAUUGACGGCUCGCUCUGACAGCCCUCGCAUGAUGAAUCCUUUUCAUGCGUCGGCACCUAUGCAGGAUGGUAGAGCGUUUUCUCAGGUGGGAGCACAGCAGCGAGUGCCGCAGUUUGCACACCAUCAGGGACUUACACAACAACAUGUAAACCCCACUUCGCAUCCCCCUCAUCCACCGGGUUUCCCAAAUCCGGACCAAAUUCCGCAAGGUCACUCCAUGGCUCGAAUACCUAUGAAUCAGGCAUCGGCCAUGGCUAACUAUUGGGAGACACUCGGACGAAUCACCCAAGCCCAGCAGUCUCAGCAACAACAGAAGCAACAAUUUAAUCCUCAGGUCCAGCCUCAUAAUAAUCAAACGCCAUAUCAUCUUGCCACCACGACGAGUUUGGACAAUGCGUUAGGCAAUACAUUUGGAGAUCGCCCCAUUGGAGCGGCACAGGCCAAUGGUGCUGCUCCCGCCAACAGAUCGUCGUCAACGCAUGUUCGCCAGACGAAUGAUACUGAUGGCUCUGGGCAAAAUGUACGAAUGCAAGAAACUCAGCUCGAGUAUUCCAGGAGCGAAUCUCGACAUGUUCAGUCAUCUAGUCCACCUAUCGUAAGUUUGCCUACUGCCGAACUGCAAAGGAACACGGCCGGCUUGUCUUCCUCAAUUCCUGGCGCGGCCCAAAGCAAAGAUGCUCUUCUUCCCAAGCCAAGUGAAAGUUCUUUCGCCAUUCCUGUGCAAAAGUCAAUCGCCCCUUCAAACGUAUCCGGUACUGAAUUUCCCCAUCGUGAAACUGCCGUUCGUCAAAACCCUGCGCCACUCACCUUACAACCUUCUCAACCCGGUGGGCAGUCACAAGACAACCGUGCCCCGCCAGAGCCUACCACGACGUCUCUGAACACGUUUGCCAACAAACCAGUCCGUUUUGAGGCUCCUUCAGAGUCUCCUAUAGCUACGCAAACGGGCCAACACCCAAGGCUACCACACCAUGCAAUUCGCUCGCACGCACUUAGACCAUUAUCCGAAAUGAACUCAAGUCAGCACACCACUGGCAGCAUCCAUGUUCCUGGCCCGUCCCAACGCAUUCCAAACCUAGCUUUAGUGCACAAUCAGUCUCCGAUAAAUGCUGCCCGUAGUCUAGAUCCAUCCUUGUAUCGUCCCUUUAGCUUCUCUAAUCACCCGCUUCCACCGAAUGCUGGACCCGCUCCACCCACAGUCGACAGCGAAGCGCCCCGGACCAGUCCUCGGCAGCGCUCGCCAGAGGCAGGGCCCUCAUCACCCGCUCCAGUGAUAGCUGCUUUAUCUCCUCCCGAAACUCCUUUGAAAAUCCGCGCCUCCCCAAACCCACGGACACCCUCUCAGGCUGAUAUGCGGCGGCUCGCGAAGGAUAUUCAGCGUUCUUUGAGAAGACCAGGUAUGCAAGCGCCCGGGCAGAGGCUACCAAGUGUCAAUGCCUUAGGGCCCAAGCCCAUAAUUAAAUCAUCUCAGCAAAGUCAAGAGCCAUUGUUGGAUUUCAAGCCUAGGGACGCGUCUUCUGUUGACAGCCAAACUACGGAGGUGGACAUGGCAAUUCACAAUUCCGCACCAGUAGCGUUAAUUGCUGCACAGGAUGAAUCUUUGGGUGCCAAGGAACUCCAACCACAGCUACAUGGGGCCGAUGCUGCAGUGGAGACUUCUCGUGGCUUUAUGGUUGGCCAGAUUAGGAAUAGUCUCCCAGACUCGUCGUACGCAAUCACGCAACCGACUCCAAACCAAGUCCCUCUUUCACCGGACGGUGGUCAGGCCAAGGGAAACCCCGUGAGUAAUGAUGAUGGCGAGCAUGAAACUGCUUUCGUAGGACCUUUACCGCAGCCACCUGAGCAAAUUGUCCUCGAGGGUUAUCAGGAAUAUGUCAACCCCUCACACCUACCCUUUCCUGAGCCAGCCCCGUCACAGCCGCCUACGGUACACCCUACUGUCGACGUUGACAUUCCAUCACAAAGAUAUGGCCACCUCUUGAUCGAUGAUGAUACAAUAGCGAACAGCUCCAACUACCCUAGUACACUCAUAUCCCCUUCGUUCGGCGAGGCGCCGUUCGACAUAGCGAUGGAGUACACGACCUCUCACAAUGAUCAAGAAUUGGAGUUGGGACCGUCGACACGGAUAGAAGAAGUCAUCGCUUCGCCUGUACAGUCUACGUCAGGCCGCGUUCAUGAAGUUUCAGUCGUCCAUGAAGCCAUCUCUCCAUCACAGUUUGGACCUGGUCAUUCAAACCAGAGUCCUGUCCAGGAGCGCGUUCGUCCGCCCAUUGCAUCAUUGGCAGGUCCCUCGCAGGCGACUCACGUUCAUGAGGUCAACUCAACAGAACUAUUAUCGUUUGGUCACACUCAGGAGACUCCCAUUCGGGAAAAGAGUGGUACUCAAGCUGCAAUCAAGACCCCAUUAUUCCUGCAUUCCCCGACCCCGUCUCCUGAGCCACCAUGCUUGCCGGCCGAGUUGACUAGUUCGGCUUUGGAUGUGAUAGACCUCACAGCUGACUCCCUAGCUGAUGGCGACCCAGUUAUCCCUUCCCAGGCUGAUCCCAUUGCAGCAACUGCGACCAAGGAGUACACUGUGAUCUCUUCAAAGAGCAGCUCCGCAGCUGCCGAAUCCACAGGAGGGCUUGUAAGAACUUCGACCAAGCGUAAGAGAACUAGUGACACGAGAAAAUCCUUCUAUAUCCUCGUGCCUACACCUAAUUGGCUCCGCCGAAAGCGACGAAAGGCUGGCGGAGGACGACCGGCCAGGUUGGGUGGUGAACAUCAAAAAUCGCACAACUUUACGCCGGAAGAGCAGCAAAUACUCGAGGCCUCAGGACAAAUGUUGCGGGAACGUCCAUGUUUGUGGAAAGACUGUCAGGCGGUGAUGAACUCGGGCGAUAACCUGUUCCUUCACAUUAUCAGGCAUCAUGUACCCACUGAGGGUGUGGUGCAAUGUCGGUGGCAAGACUGUAAUCAGGUGCUCGCCUCAACCGGGACCGUAGUGGAACACCAUCUGGUCAGCCAUGUACUACGUGUUAUGCCAUGUCCUGACAUACAUUGUUUUGAGGAUUUCAGCGACCCGAUUGACCUACUUCAACACAACAAGCGACAUCAAAACGAUGACCGAUACCUCUUCAAAGUUACCAAGCCAUAUCACCCCAUUGUUGCUGCUGAGCCAGAGGGAAUUCCUACUAUAAUGCCUUCUUAUCAGAGUGUACCCCGGCGGAUCAGCCAGCAUCCCAUGUCUCGCCAGGAUCACGACCGUAUUGGACAAAUGGUACUGAGAAACAUAUUUGCACCGGUGGGGUUGAAACUGAGGAAGCAGAACGCGCCCAUGCGCACCCGCGGAUCGCGACUGCUAUAUGAGCAAGAAGGAAGUUCUCACUCAAGGCCGGACGAAUACGACUUCCUUGCUUCGCUCUCUUCCGGGCCAGCCAAGCUAAUGCUUGCUGACAUAGACAAUCAUGAGGUAACGAAGAUGUGUGAGGCUGACCUUGUACUUUGGAGGGGCGACGACUUGUGCUGGAAUGGGCAAGAAGAAUUCGGCGUCGCCAUGGAGAACGAGGACGGGACUAAUUUGGAGGGCCCAGACGGGCUGAUCAAAGGAAACACGACCGGGAAGGAUGCCGAUCCGGAUGUUAUAGAGGAGGAGCGAGAUCAGACGUUUGCACGCAGCCGCGGCAGCGAGAUGUCAGACGGGACGGACGGGCGGAACGUAGGCGAGGAGGAAGACGUGGCACUGAUGCUAGAGCCAUAGAGGUUGGGAAGAAAAGAUUGAUGAACUUCUCCGGGCGUAGAUGGUUGUGGCAGGUUGUGGCUGGUCGUCGCGACGUAAACCUGUUAUGCGUUUGUUUUCACAUGUGGAUAUGUUACGAUGGGUAUUUUGGAUGAUGGAUUCGGGAUGAAUUAAGCGAGAUAUUCUUUUGGGCAGC
Messenger RNA from Coniophora puteana RWD-64-598 SS2, 4513 nucleotides. RefSeq lists its product as uncharacterized. The record is from RefSeq and is a predicted model, not a curated record. NCBI's taxonomy places the organism in Eukaryota, Fungi, Basidiomycota, Agaricomycetes, Boletales, Coniophoraceae. Bases 145 to 4338 code for a protein of 1397 amino acids. The transcript is spliced from 11 exons.